CAAUCAAGCACAAGACCUGUCAAUGACCCUCGUUCCAGAAGGAUUCGAAGCGAUUUCCUUCGGAUUGAGAGCUUUUGACAAAUCUCGUGCUCGAUUGGAAUGACGCUGACAGAUAAAUAAUAAGAAUAAGAUAGAGAUGGCGAGUCUUUAUCCGUAGGGAUUCAGCGUCUUUAGUUUCACCCAAGUCGGAAGGUUGACAUUUUCUAUAGACAAACAAAUCGAUAUUAAAGAAGUUACUUAGAGGUAAAUCACUGAAUUUAACGCGAUUUUGUAUUUAUUUUUAACUUAUAUAGUAUAAAACAUAUAGUUAUAAAUUUACAAGUUAACAAAUAUAGUGAAACCAUGAACAACAAGGCAAAUAAUGGUUAUCCGUAUGAUGCGGCUCAAUCAGCAGCUUAUCAACAAUACGUGAACAGCCAAAUUCCAGCACAUGCACAGCUGCCUCCAUCGUAUAAUUCCGUGGUUACUAGCAUGACACCAGCAGGUUAUCCACCGUACCCUCCGGGGAUUGUUCACCAGCCAUUUUACACCAACAAUUGGAGCGUGAAUCCGUCCGCACCACAGGCUGCCCCAAUGCAGUUCGCAACUCACCAUCUUCCUCCGCCGCCGUACGCUGCAGCAGCACAACAGGCUGCAGUCGCGGCCAUUCCAGCGCAAUCCGUACAUCCGACAAUGUACCAGUAUCCUAUUGCAACUGCACCCCAAGCACAACCACCACAGGUGUAUCAGGCACAGAUUUAUCCGGUUCAGGGCACAAUGUACGACGCUGGUGCACGUUUCGGUAAAACAGGCGGCGCUACAACCAUUCCUCCGCCACCACCCGGUAUUGCUCCAACUGCGGCCCAGAUUGCCGCCAUGCAGGGUCAACAGGUUGUGAUGACGAAGAAAAAGAACAACUUCAUUCAUGGUGGUAACGGAGCCGGAUUUACAUUCUGGUAAAUCAGGUACAUAAGCGUGGUUGAGUCAGCUCAGAGAAUCCAAACCAAAACCCGUGAUUACCCUUGAUCUACUAUUGUGUUUUGAAUAGUAGCACUGGUUAGUCUUUUUUUGUUUGCUCGUGAAAAUAGGAAUUUUUCGCUCCUUCAACGAAUUCUGCCGAGGCGAUGCAAUUCAUGUUUUGAAUUUUAGUUAACUUUUCGAGUUUCAUUAUUUUAAUUGUCUUUAGCAUUUAAACAUCGAUUGUAUGCGAUGAACAUGUAGCAAACGUGGAACUGAAGCAAAAUGAAUUUCAGGAAGUGAGGACAAAGCGAAUUGUAUUACGAAUUAUGUAUGACUACAAAACUAACGGCACAGAAAUAUACUACUAGACAGACUAGAGUUAUUUAAAAAAAAAUAUUAACCACGGUAAACAUUCGAAAGAGAAAACGAAUCCAGAACAAGCUUAGAAGUUUGCCAACGUACCAAGUGAAACGGUUUAGGCCGGAUUGAAGUAUUCAAUAGUAAAAUAUUAUUCCCCAACACACUAGGAUCAACAGCUUUUGAAGCUAUCUAAUAUUAUAAUAAACGAAUGAGUUAAAACAAUAAAAAGUACAUUGCAGCAAUAGAGCCGGAGAAA
Molecule: messenger RNA, 1555 nt
Organism: Topomyia yanbarensis
Lineage: Eukaryota; Metazoa; Arthropoda; Insecta; Diptera; Culicidae
Product: DAZ-associated protein 2
Exons: 4
Coding region: 343-939 (198 amino acids)
Source: RefSeq, a predicted model, not a curated record